Hydatigera taeniaeformis is the source of this 1419-nucleotide messenger RNA. Lineage: Eukaryota; Metazoa; Platyhelminthes; Cestoda; Cyclophyllidea; Taeniidae. The record is from the annotation of a GenBank genome assembly.
AUGUUGGACACCUGUUUUGGACCAGAGUUCAAGCGUCUAAUCCGGUAUCGCCAGUGUUUUAAUUGUUGCGCACCACAAGUUCGGCCUUACCUUACUCGCCGCUCACAUCGACUUAUCAUGUUGCGGAUACAAGUGGAAAAAGCUACCAAUCUAAAAAAUGUGGAGCUUGUUGGAAAAAGUGAUCCAUAUUGCAGACUUGAGUUUAAAGGUGAAAAGAAAAAGACUAAACAUAUCAACGACAACCUAAAUCCUGAAUGGAAUGAGAGCAUUGAGUUCGAUUUGAAAGGCGAAGCACUUGCUCCAAACGAUACGCUUGAGGUCAAAGUUUUUGACCACGAUGAUAUUUCGGUUGACAACGGUGGGGAAAAAGAAAAGAAGGAAACCUUAAUCCUUAAUGAUAAAAACAACCAGCCUACACAGCAAAGCAUCGAGCUCACCAUUACCUAUGAACCGCCAGCUCAGGGAGGUGCCACUGGAAGUGGUGGAGCUGCCGGUGAGAGCGGUGGCAGUGGCGGUGGUGGCGGUGCCGGCGGCGGUGGUGGUGGUGGUGGAGGCGAGGGCUCUGACGCCUCAGGUGGCAUCGUAAGCGAAAAAAAGGGCAAUGUCUCUGAUCUCCUCCCUGCCAUAGACAAAUCCUACUCCACAAAGGUUCAGGAUUUCCAGGUUCGCAUUCGCGUUCAUGGAGCACGCCAAUUGCCUGGAGGAAACAUUUCGCCACUCUGCAAAGUGGUGUGCUGGAAUCAGACGCAAGUAACAGCGGUCAGACAUUCUACUAACACGCCCUUCUGGGGAAAGACCUUCUUCUUCAACUUCCAUCAAUCACCUGCUGAGUUAUUUCAACACAACAUUGUUUUCGGAGUGUAUAAUUCGCGGAAACUCCGGUCCGAUGCUUUUAUUGGUAGUUUUGAGUUGAACCUCGCAGCCGUUUACGAAAGUCCCAACCAUGCCAUUAUGCACAAAUGGCUUCUUCUUGGUGAACCCGAGGACCCCCAAGCUGGCUCAAAGGGCUAUUUAAAAGUUGCCUUGGUCAUCUUGGGCCCUGGUGAUGAAGCACCGGACCUUAAAGGAAAAGAAGAUUCAGACGACGAAGAUAUUGAAGCAAACAUUCUGCGACCUGCCGGUUUGCAACUCCGACCAGCGUUAAUGAGGUUCCUAUUAUAUACUGGAGAAGAUUAUCCAAGGAUGGACAGUAAUGCGUUCUCAGGUGUGAAGAAACUUUUCAAGGGUGGAAAGGAGGACAAGGACUUUGUUGAUCCCUUCACAUUGGUGAAAUUUGCCGGAAAGGAGUUUCCAUCCAUGUGUGACAAGCUGGCAAUAACUGUCUACGACUGGGAUCGUAUGAGCAAAAACGAUGCAAUCGCAACUGCAUUCAUCAAGAUUGCUGACAUCUCUGCCUUGAGAGAUGGCGAUGACGGUUAG